Messenger RNA from Lodderomyces margitis, 1371 nucleotides. RefSeq names its product rRNA-processing protein (gene SOF1). Bases 1 to 1371 code for a protein of 456 amino acids. Gene Ontology annotation, biological process: maturation of SSU-rRNA from tricistronic rRNA transcript (SSU-rRNA, 5.8S rRNA, LSU-rRNA). The record is from RefSeq and is a predicted model, not a curated record. NCBI's taxonomy places the organism in Eukaryota, Fungi, Ascomycota, Pichiomycetes, Serinales, Debaryomycetaceae. Gene Ontology annotation, molecular function: protein binding. The transcript has a single exon. Gene Ontology annotation, cellular component: small-subunit processome; nucleolus.
AUGAAGUUGAAAACGAUAAGCAGGUCAUCGGACACUUAUGUUCCUGUACGAAACACUCAGGAAAGUUCAUUGCCUCGUAAUUUAAACCCGGCACUACAUCCGUUCGAAAGGGCGAGAGAGUAUAGUCGAGCUCUCCAAGCUACCAAACUUGAGAGGAUGUUUGCACAACCAUUUAUUGGUCAGCUAGGCGAUGGACACCGAGAUGGUGUUUACGUACUUGCAAAGAACUACCACUCUACUAAUCAAUUUGCAAGUGGAAGUGGUGAUGGUGUGAUCAAAUACUGGAACUUGACAUCGAGACAAGAAACUGCUAGUUUUAGAGCUCACUAUGGAAUGUGCACGGGGCUCGUUAUUACUCCAAAGAACCAAAUGUUGAGUUGUGGUGAUGACAAGCUGAUCAAGUUGUGGUCUGUAGACAGCGAAGAUUUCGACAAGAGCGUACAAGAAGAUGAAAUCUAUACCAACAAGGACCAAGGUUUGGUGAAAACCUUUAUCGGCGAGCAUGCAUUUAAGGGUAUUGAUCACCACAGAGAGGACCCAGUGUUUGUAACUGGAGGUGCCCAAAUACAGUUGUGGGAUAUGAACCGUUCUAAAUACAUCAGUAACUUGUCUUGGGGCGCCGACAAUGUCAACACAGUCAAAUUUAAUCAGACAGAGACCAACAUUAUUGCUAGUACCGGGUCAGAUAAUUCAAUCGUGUUGUACGAUGUACGUACUAAUGUUCCAGUUCAAAGAGCAGUAACCAAUUUCAGAAACAAUUGUAUCAGUUGGAAUCCCCUUGAAGCGUUCAAUUUCGUUUCUGGAAACGAAGACCACAAUGCAUACUUGUGGGACAUGAGGAAUAUGAAAAAGUCAAUAAACAUUUAUAAGGACCAUGUUGCUGCAGUUAUGGAUGUUGAUUUUUCACCAACUGGAGAGGAGAUUGUGACUGGGUCUUAUGAUAAAACCAUCCGCAUAUUCAAUUCCCGAUCGGGCCAUUCGCGUGAUAUUUACCACACCAAAAGGAUGCAGCAUGUCUUCUGCACUAAGUUUAGUACCGACGCUCGGUACAUUCUCAGUGGAUCAGACGAUACCAACGUGAGAAUAUGGAGAACAAAGGCUUCAGACAGGUCCAAUAUUAAAUCCAUGAAACAAAGAAACAAGCUUGAAUACGACGACAAGUUGAAAGAGAGGUUCCAAUACAUGCCUGAAAUCAAGAGAAUUGCUAGGCACAGACAUGUACCGAAGGUUGUCAAGAAAGCACAAGAAAUUAAGCGUAUUGAAAUUGAAAGCAUAAAGAGGAGAGAAGAUAAUGAGAGGAGACACAGCAAAAAGGGAAGCAAGCCUUAUGUACCCGAACGGGAGAGGCAGGUUAGAGGAACUGCUAUUUGA